UAUUUCGGUAUAUUCCUGAGGGUCAGACAGUAUAUUUGAUCGAUCCUGGGUCACACUGCCUGUCACAUAAUAACUGUUCCCGCACUUGCUUGCGUUUUUUAAUUUGAUUGAUUCUCGAGCUGGUUGAAAAUGAUGAUAGCUCACGCUGUACGAGGGCGGGCCCUGUCCACGACAAUUGCAUGGACCCGCCCGGGACAAAGUGCCUUGACUAGACACUUUAGCGAGAAGGUUACGCGCCUGCAGAGAUUCAAUGGCGCGACAAUGGUGAUGGCUCAGCGCUUCUACAGUCGCAAACGCGAUUAUCCCGAGGACAAGAAAGCGCCAGCGGUAACAGAAUUGCUGUCCGACCAAGAUUCUAACCUGCCUGCCACAGUGGCCGUGCCCGACGUAUGGCCACAUGUUCCGCUGCUAGCCAUGCGUAAGAAUCCCUUGUUUCCGCGAUUCAUGAAGACUGUGGAGGUGUCCAACCCCAUUGUUAUGAAUCUGCUGCGUCGCAAAGUUAGCCUUAAUCAGCCCUACGUUGGGGUUUUCCUCAAGAAAGUCGACGGGGAAGAGGAGGUCGUCCAGAGUCUGGAUGAGGUCUAUCACCUGGGCACUUUUGCACAGAUCCAAGAGGUUCUGGAUUUGGGCGACAAGAUGCGCAUGGUGGUGGUGGCCCAUCGUCGCAUACGCAUCAGAGGACAGGUGAUCGAGGAUCUACCACAUCCAAAAAAGCCAGCUGAAGAUCGAACAACAAUCAACGAAUCAUCGACAUCGACAAUUAGGCAGAAAUUACAAGAGUCUGCAGCUUCCGCUGACAGUGAAUUCGAUUUGGAAGAGCGUUCGGAAGAGAGUACAUCAGCUAGCCCCGUUGCAGAGUCUGCUGCACCGGCUGCAUCACCGCCCGUGCUCAUUGUAGAGGUUGAGAAUGUGAAGCUACCAGUUUACAAAGAAACCGCAGUGGUCAAGGCGCUAAGACAAGAGAUUGUCAAGACUCUACGCGACAUUAUCACCAUGAGUCCCCGGUAUAGGGAGAGUCUCCAUCAAAUGCUGCAUCAGAAUCAACGAGUUGUGCACAACCCCAUCUACCUAUGCGACUUGGGUGCCUCCCUGUCGACCGGAGACCCAGAGGAGCUGCAAAGUAUCCUGGAGGAAGAAGAUAUCCCAAAACGUCUGCAGCUGUCCCUCACAUUACUCAAAAAAGAGCAGGAGCUAUCGAGACUGCAGGCGAAAAUAGGACGCGAGGUAGAGGAAAAAGUCAAGCAGCAGCACCGAAAAUACAUACUGCACGAAAAGUUGAAGGUUAUCAAAAAGGAGCUGGGCAUUGAAAAAGACGACAAGGAUGCCAUCGGUGAAAAUUAUAUGGAAAAGCUCCAGGACAAAAUCGUUCCAGAAAGUAUUAAGCAGGUCAUCGAUGAGGAACUGACCAUACUGAAAUUACUGGAGAAUCAUAGCUCUGAAUUUAAUGUAACCCGCAACUACCUCGACUGGCUCACCUCGCUACCCUGGGGCGUCAUGAGCACUGAGAAUCUCUGCCUGGACAAAGCCAACGAGAUCCUAAACAAUGAUCACUACGGCAUAGAGGAUAUCAAGAAGCGCAUCCUAGAGUUUAUCGCCGUCAGUGCUCUGAAAGGCACCACGCAGGGCAAGAUCUUGUGCUUCCAUGGACCGCCUGGGGUAGGCAAGACGAGCAUAGCCAAGUCCAUUGCUCGGGCCCUGAAUCGCGAGUACUUCCGCUUCAGUGUGGGCGGCAUGACGGAUGUGGCUGAGAUCAAGGGACAUCGUCGCACCUACGUGGGCGCAAUGCCCGGCAAGCUGAUACAGUGCUUGAAAAAAACCAAGACUGAGAAUCCUCUAGUGCUCAUUGAUGAGGUUGACAAGAUUGGCAAGGGCUAUCAGGAAGAUCCCAGCUCGGCGCUGUUAGAGCUACUCGAUCCCGAGCAGAAUGCCAAUUUCCUGGACCACUAUCUGGACGUGCCAAUCGAUCUGUCGCGUGUGCUAUUCAUUUGCACGGCCAACGUGAUUGAUACCAUACCAGAGCCGCUGAGAGAUCGCAUGGAGCUGAUUCAGAUGUCCGGCUAUGUGGCCGAGGAGAAGGUGACCAUUGCCCGCCAGUAUCUAAUACCGCAGUCGAUGAACGACUGUGGCCUGACCGACGAGCAUAUCAGCAUAACCCAGAAAGCCCUGAAUAUGCUGAUACGCAACUAUUGCCGCGAGUCCGGAGUGCGCAACUUGCAGAAACAGAUCGAGAAGGUUAUUCGCAAGGUGGCCUUCCUUUUUGUCAAGAAAGAGGGCACCAGCUUCCCAGUGGAUGCCGAAAAUCUGACCACAUUCCUGGGCAGGCAGAUCUUUACCUCGGAUCGCAUGUACGAGACGACGCCGCCGGGCGUGGUCAUGGGCCUGGCCUGGACGGCCAUGGGUGGCUCAUCGCUGUACAUUGAGACAUCGCCGCGGAACAAAUAUAAAAGCCUGGGCCCCAUAUCAGAAGCCAGUGGUGUAAGCGGAGGUGGCACUUUGUAUAUCACCGGAAACCUUGGAGAUGUGAUGAAGGAAUCGGCCCAAAUAGCCCUGACCGUGGCGCGAAACUUUAUUCACAUUCGAGAUCCUGGAAAUCAGUACCUAGAGCUUGCAAACAUCCACCUUAAUGUUUCUGAGGGGGCCGUACCAAAGGAUGGACCCAGUGCUGGCGUCACCAUAGUCACCGCCCUAAUUUCGUUGGCCACCAACAAGCCUGUGCGUAAUGAUGUGGCCAUGACGGGCGAGAUAUCGCUGAAGGGCAAAGUUCUGCCCGUAGGAGGCAUCAAGGAGAAGGCCAUAGCCGCACGUCGCAGUGGCGUCCACUGUCUCAUCCUGCCCGCGGACAACAAGAAGGACUUCGAGGAAUUGCCCAAGUUCAUAACCGAAGGCCUGGAUGUUCACUUUGCGGCCAACUACGAGGAUGUCUACAACAUUGCAUUUUCCGAGCCCACCAAAAACGAGGCCGAGGCCCAAGUAUUGCCAGCGUCGGAUCAGGAGCCCCUCGAGGUGUCCAGCGUAGACUGCGCGGCCGGCGCAAUGCCAUUCAGGCCUCGUAUUAUCUUAGAGGUUUGGGGUUACAUCGUUGUAUGGACAUCGUAUCAGUAUAAUUAGUGUAUGUAGACAAUUCAAAAGCAUUUGCUAAACCUAAGCUAAUGUACAUAAAUCGAGUCUGUAUAUCCGACACAAUGCCGAUGGAACUGUCACGUAGUAGUUUGUUGAUUAGAUAUCAGUAUUAUUUUCCGAGGUUCAGUUCAUAUGUUUAAAAAAAUGGGGCUUAAGUGGCCUAAGUU
Messenger RNA from Drosophila miranda, 3287 nucleotides. Its product is annotated as lon protease homolog, mitochondrial-like. Gene Ontology annotation, molecular function: single-stranded DNA binding; serine-type endopeptidase activity; ATP hydrolysis activity. Bases 130 to 3108 code for a protein of 992 amino acids. The transcript is spliced from 9 exons. The record is from RefSeq and is a predicted model, not a curated record. Lineage: Eukaryota; Metazoa; Arthropoda; Insecta; Diptera; Drosophilidae. Gene Ontology annotation, biological process: protein catabolic process; mitochondrion organization; protein quality control for misfolded or incompletely synthesized proteins. Gene Ontology annotation, cellular component: mitochondrial matrix.